AAUGGACCAAGCAUCAGCCAAUGAGAAUGCCGUUGUUUCGGUUUUAGGCCACCAGCGUAAGAACAAGACAGACUAUUGGUCACCGGCUGGCGCUCCCGUCCAAUGGGAGCACGCCGAGCCUGAGGUUUGGGCGGGGAGCUUGAGCUGCUUAGGAAGAGAUGGUUGGCCUCCGUGCGCACGGAGUUUUCCGGGGUUAACGACCUUAAAUGCAGCAGCCGGUUCGGAAGUUCUGGCGCUUACCGACGCCUUCAGUGAUGGCUCACGAAGCACUGGGCUAUGAUCCUCCGGUGCAUCUGGAUGAUGAUACAGCAGAUCCUGCCGCUGAAUUGGUGGCCAGCCAAAACAGACUGCCUGUGCUUCAUCCUGCUCCUACUGAAGCAAUUAACAGCCAAGUGAGACCGCUGUUGCUCCAGCCUGCUUUUGUUCAAGUGGUCAGCAGCCAAAGAGGACAACUGCUUCUGCCACCUGUUUCCAUUCAACUGGCCAGCAGCCCAGGAGACCCAUUUUCUCUCCAGUCUUGUCCUCCUUUUUUUCUUCCUCCUCCUUCUCCUCCUUCUCUUCCUUCCCCCCCUCCUCUUCCUCCAGUGGCCAACAGCCAAGAGGGUGCCCUCCUUCCCCAGUCUCCUCCCCACGUGGCCAGCAGCCAAGGGGAACCCCCUGUGCUCCAGCCUGCACAACAGGUGCCCACUGACCUGACGGAGGAAGUAGAAUGGUCAGAAGAGAAUGUAGAGAACACCAAUCCAGGAGGUAUAGGGGAGCCUAGGCAGGGCUCUGGGGCUGACCGUGAUGCCCAAGCACCUUCACUGGAGUCAAUGAACAGCUUCAUCAGUGGACUACAGAGACUUCGUGGCAUGCUGGAAUUCCUGAGACCUCCUCCACCUUUAGAACACAGUGUGGGCCCACUGAGAGCAAGGAGAAGGGGACGCACUUCACGUAGAGGGAGACCUGGGUCAUCCCAGAGGACAGACAGCGCCAGGUCGAGAGCACCGCUGGAUGCUUACUUUCAGUUGAGCAGGUCGCAGCCUCACUUUGGAGCCAGCUCUUAUGAUCCAGAGGUUAGGAACCCGGUGUCUGAGGAUGUUCAGGGAUCAGGUAGCUCCGAUUCUGACAGCGACAACUCUGCCGAGUAUGAAGAAGCUGUUGUCCAGCCAGAGGAGCCUGGAGCUGUCGCCGCAGAAGGAGAGCAGCAACCAGAACAAGGUGGAGACAUCUCAGCAGAGCAAGAGGUUACACGUAUGAGCCAAGAUGGGACUCUCACCCAAGAGUGCAACAAGAAGGCCAAGCACAGCGACAUCGUUGUCCUUUAUGCCCGAACUCUGAGAGCAUUGGACACUGGUGAGCAGGAGCGUGUGAAAAGUGCCUUAGUGAAGGAGCAGCUGCUGAGGAAGCAGGCUGAGUUAGAAUCUGCACAGUGCCGGCUCCAGCUUCAAGUCCUCACUGAUGAAUGCAGCAGACUUCGCACUCGUGUCCAGGACUUGCAAAACCUUAUGCAGGCACGGGAUCAGGUUUCCGGGCAGUGCAGGGGUUCUGGAGUUCCUUUCCUGAACCGCCUGCCUGCCACCCAGAGCCAGCAUAAGUACCACCUACAGAAGGCCUUGCCUGUAUCUCAGACAGGAAACUGCCGCACCAUGGCGUACAGUGGGGCCCUGAGCUGCCUGGUGGUCUCGCAGCCGUCUCCUCAGGCCUCCUUCUUCCCAGGCUUUGGUGUGAAGAUGCUGAGUACUGCCAACAUGACAAGCACUCAGUACAUUCAAAUGCAUAGCAAGCAGAUCCGCAGCUUGGCAUUCAGCACUCAGUCUGCAAGCUUACUGCUCUCCGCUUCCCUCGACAACACUAUUAAACUGACCAGCCUGGAGACAAAUACUGUGGUCCAGACUUACAAUACUGGACGGCCUGUGUGGAGCUGUUGCUGGUGUCUCGAUGAAAACAACUAUGUCUAUGCUGGACUGGCCAAUGGGUCCAUUCUGGUAUAUGACCUUCGCAACACAAACUCUCACGUGCAGGAACUUGCCCCCCAGAAAGCCAGAUGCCCCCUAGUGUCCCUGUCGUACAUCCCGAGAGCUGCCUCAGCUGUGUUCCCAUAUGGUGGGGUGCUGGCUGGAACCCUAGAACAUGCUUCCUUCUGGGAGCUUAAAACGGGCUUUGCACACUGCCCUCACGUACUGCCCUUGGAGCCUGGGGGCUAUGUGGACUUCCAGACCGAGAGCAGCACCCGACAUUGCCUGGUCACCUACAGGCCUGAUAAGAACCACAGCACUGUGCGAAGUGUGCUGAUGGAGCUGUCCUACAAGCUGGAUGACGCUGGGAAGCCAGUCUGCUCCUGCCAGCCCGUGCAAACAUUCCUCGGGGGGCCCACUUCCAAGCUGUUGACCAAAAGUGCCAUUUUCCAAAGCCCAGAGAAUGAUGGCAGCAUCCUGGUCUGUACUGGUGAUGAGGCAUCAAAUUCUGCCCUGCUGUGGGACGCCGGCAGUGGCUCGCUUUUACAAGACCUGCAGCGAGAUCAUCCUGUCCUGGACAUCUGCCCAUUUGAUGUGAACCAUAACAGCUACCUGGCCACCUUAACAGAGAAGGUGGUCCACAUCUAUAAGUGGGAGUGACCUUCCAGGCAUGCUGCUGGCUGACCCUAGUGGUGGUGUUUGCUAGCAGCAGGCAGCCCUGAGCAAGAUCCCUGCCUGGUGCCUCCAGACAAGAACUUCUGGUCCCCUUGGGCCAGGAUGGUCAUGAGACAAGUGUAUCUGCCGUAUCUGUGAGGACGGUAACUGCUUCUGUUCCAUCUGUAUGGUUGCUUUCUCAGGUUAAAAGCCUUCGUGAAUCUUUGCUGGAAAUCUUUCUUUCUUGUUUGUAUUUUGCUGGACCCAAGGGAGUCCUUUCAACAGUCAUUAGGAUUUGAGAGCUCACCGAGUGCUUUCUGGGUGAACUGACACCCACCUGAGCACCUCGUUGGACUGACUGCUACAUCCCAAGGGGCCCAGCCUUCCAGGCUUGAUGCAGUGCUGACCCAGAAGACCCUGUCUUCCACCAGACACAAGAGUGCACUGGAGAACCUUGGGGAGGGUGUGCGCUGUGUCUGAGCUCGGAGGCUCAUGCCCUAGAAACCGCCUUGUGCACACAGAAGUGUGCAGCGUGUGCCACUCAUGCUUUGGGACAGUGGUGGUCAUGUUCCAGGCCUGUGGUGCUAGGACACCGGCCAGUGAUGGCUGGUGAGUCAGAACCUUAACUAAUGCUGUGCAUGCUAAGAAUCACUAUAUUAUGAUAACGAAGGGCAGGGACCAGUUGUUUGACCGAUGGGCAGGGCUCAUUUUUUUCUAGCUUGCCCAGGAUCUUAGGGUUGGUUUUACCUAAGCUAGUAUGUGAAAGAUUAUUCUUCCCUGCUCCUAGGAAAAGAUGUCACAGCUACUUGCAUCUCCCAUAAUAGAGAUUAGGAGCAAGGGACUAGAAAGCUGAGGUUGCAUGUGGUUAGCCUAAACUAGGGUGAGAUGCUGUCUUAAAAAAAGAG
Messenger RNA from Octodon degus (degu), 3496 nucleotides. RefSeq names its product ring finger and WD repeat domain 3 (gene Rfwd3). Lineage: Eukaryota; Metazoa; Chordata; Mammalia; Rodentia; Octodontidae. The coding region runs from base 207 to 2597 and encodes 796 amino acids. The transcript is spliced from 12 exons. Gene Ontology annotation, molecular function: ubiquitin protein ligase activity; protein binding. Gene Ontology annotation, cellular component: site of double-strand break; nucleus. Gene Ontology annotation, biological process: interstrand cross-link repair; protein ubiquitination; double-strand break repair via homologous recombination. The record is from RefSeq and is a predicted model, not a curated record.